AUGAAACGAAUCUUGCAAGCUCGUCCUAGCAUGUUUAACUCGGAAGAUGAGGCAAUACAAUGGGCUGCCAAAAACAACCAUGUUAAAAAUAUCGAACUUGCUCGUCUAACCAUCAUCGACCAACUUAUUAAAAUCCCAUCAGGAAAAUUAAUAUGGCGUACUGACCUGCAAAAAACAAGUCAUCAUUGGAAAGAUUGGUUUGACAAUCUAUCAGAAAAGUUUUUGGCUGUUCGCGCCGGUCGUUUGUUGGUUCUUGCAGAGGCAGAUCGACUUGAUAAACCACUCACGAUUGGGCAGAUGCAAGGCAAAUUCCAAAUGGAGAUUUAUCUUGAAAGUGGACAUAAUAUUCAAGAGGAUGCUCCAGAUAGGCUUGCCAGAGAUUUACACGAAUUUUGGAAGCGUAAUCAGUCUUUGUUUGAACUUCAACACAAUGAAUUGAUUUCAAAAAUACCAAAUUGGACUGUUGAACCCGAAUGUUUUAUUUUGCGUUCAACCCUUGUUUUAGUUACGAUCAGCAGACUAUCUGACACUAUUGCGAUGGACAAUCGACCACUUCCUUCUGGAUGGGUGCAGCAAUGGAGUGCCCAGUACUCCCGUCACUUUUUUUAUGAUACUACUCGCAAUGUGUCCAGCUGGGACGAUCCCCGAGGUCCUGCACCUGGCCCUCCUCCACCUGGACCACCUGGACCACCGCCAUCAUCGGCACCUUCUGCUCCUCCUCCAUAUCAGCCUAUUGAGUCAGACCGCGGCGGUCCAGUCCCACCACAGGGUUAUGGUCCACCACAACCUUAUAUGCAACAACCUCCUCAGCAACCUUAUAUGCAGCAGCCUCAGCAACCUUAUAUGCAACAACCUCAGCAGCCUUAUAUGCAACCACAACCUUAUAUGCAACCACAGCCUUAUGGUGCUGCCCCUAUGGUCACUCAAGUAGCCCCACAAGCUCCCUCAAAGCCUGGUAUGUUUGGUUUUGGUAAACCUAGUGGCGGUUCCGCAUUGGGUACAGCAGGCGCUGCCAUGGCUGGUGGUGCCGGCGGUGCUGUUCUUGGAUCGUUGGUUGGCAAGAUGUUCACUGGCGGAGGUGGUGGUGGGGGCGGUCUUUUUGGAGGAGGUGGUGGUCUCUUUGGAGGUCAUCAUCAUCAUCACAGUGGAGGCUACAACGAUUACAACGACUACAAUGGUGGUGGUGGAGGUGGUAAUGUCUACAAUACUUACGAAACUACCAACAAUACUUACGAAACCAACAACGAAACUUAUAAUGACAACGUCACGUAUGAUAAUGACAACAUCUCGUAUGAUAAUGACGGCGGUGGUGGUGACUGGUAAUGGAUGUUCUUGGCAAGCAAGCCAUCUAUUUGGUUUAGCAUGAAUUCUGGCUGCUAUGUAUUAGGCUUUCAAAGAUAUUCUUACUGAUCGUAUAGGAAUUGAAUGUGCAUCUAUUGGGAUCUUGCACUGGCGAUAAUUAUGGCUUUGGAUUUAUCAUUCGAGUAUCUUGGUUUGUCUAUUCCACAGCCGUAUUCUCAUAAAAUGAAACACUUUUGUAUUGGUCCUGU
Messenger RNA from Batrachochytrium dendrobatidis JAM81, 1550 nucleotides. RefSeq lists its product as uncharacterized. The transcript has 7 exons. Gene Ontology annotation, molecular function: protein binding; protein methylesterase activity. Gene Ontology annotation, biological process: protein demethylation. The record is from RefSeq and is a predicted model, not a curated record. Bases 1 to 1323 code for a protein of 440 amino acids. NCBI's taxonomy places the organism in Eukaryota, Fungi, Chytridiomycota, Chytridiomycetes, Rhizophydiales.